GCGGCGCCGCCGCGCGGGAAGCGCCACAGUGCCCUGGAGGCCUGCAGGCCCGGCGACCGCCGCCUCCCGCACGGAGUUUAACCAAGGCCGGCGCUGCUAUGGGCUCCCCUCUAUCGCCGCAGCCGCCUCUCUGUAGCUCUGAGCAGCCUGGGAGGGGCUGGCGCAGACCUCGUUUAUCCCAGGGCGGGCCCUGGGGCCGACCUGCUCCAUGUCCCCGCCCUCGAGCGGCUUAGUGGCCUCUCUCUGCAGCCCGUCGUUGUCGGUGGCGGCAUGGUCUUCUGUCUGGAAAACGAGGUGCCGCACCGCCCGCUGCGAAGCGCCAUGGUCCACUUCCAGGCCUCAGAAGUCCAGCAGCUGCUACACAACAAGUUCGUGGUCAUCUUGGGGGACUCCAGGGGAGCUGAGCUUUGAACAGGACCAGCUGGUGGCUGGGGGCCAACUGGGUGAGCUGCACAACGGGACACAGUAUCGCGAGGUCCGCCAGUUCUGCUCGGGUUCUGGCCACCACCUUGUACGCUUCUACUUCCUCACCCGCGUUUACUCUGAGUACCUUGAGGACGUCCUGGAGGAGCUGACAUAUGGGCCUGCCCCCGACUUGGUGAUCAUCAACUCCUGCCUCUGGGAUCUCUCCAGGUAUGGCCGUUGCUCAAUGGAAAGCUACCGAGAGAACCUGGAACGAGUGUUUGUGCGCAUGGACCAAGUGUUGCCAGACUCCUGUUUGCUGGUGUGGAACAUGGCAAUGCCCCUAGGCAAACGCAUCACUGGGGGUUUUCUUUUGCCAGAGCUUCAGCCACUGGCGGGCACUCUACGACGGGAUGUAGUUGAGGGCAACUUCUACAGCGCUACACUGGCCGGGGACCAUUGCUUCGAUGUCCUGGACCUCCACUUUCAUUUCCGGCAUGCAGUACGGCACCGCCAUCGAGACGGUGUCCAUUGGGACCAGCAUGCACACCGCCACCUCUCACAUCUGCUUCUGACCCAUGUGGCUGAUGCCUGGGGUGUGGAACUGCCCAAGCGUGACCGUCCCCCUGACCCGUGGAUUGAGGACUGGCCAGAGAUGGAUCAUCCAUUCCAGGGAAGCCAUAGGCAGUCCCCAGACUUCGGGGAGCAGCUGGCCUUGCCUCCACCCCCACCCUCUCCUUUACCCCCUCCCAUGUCUUUUCCUUAUCCUCUUCCUCAGCCCUCACCACCUCCCUUGUUCCCACCCCUGCCCCAGGAUGCCCCUUUUUUCCCAGGCCAGCCCUUUCCACCCCAUGAAUUCUUCAAUUACAAUCCAAUGGAGGACUUCUCGAUGCCACCCAACCUAGGAUGUGGCCCUGGAGUGAACUUUGUGCCUGGCCCCCUGCCACCUCCAGUCCCUGGCCCUGUCUCCCAUGGUCAGCACCGAGGCCCAGUGGUCCACCGGGGAAUGCCACGUUGUGUUCCCAACAGCCCCUACCAUGUGCCAAGGAUGGUGGGACCCUGUAGGCAACGGCUCAGGCACUCAGACAGACUGAUCCACACAUACAAACUGGACAGACGGGGACAUGCCCAUUCGGGAACAUGGCCUGGGUAGAUUGGAUGUUGGGCUGGGGGCUGGAUGUGCCAGGAGCCCUGCAGGGCCUGCUUGGCACCCCAGGUGUUGGGCCUGGCAUUGUUCUUGUCCAUUGCUGUCACCAAUAAAGGCAUGGAAGGACA
Marmota monax (woodchuck) is the source of this 1677-nucleotide messenger RNA. RefSeq names its product PC-esterase domain containing 1A (gene Pced1a). The record is from RefSeq and is a predicted model, not a curated record. Bases 209 to 1555 code for a protein of 448 amino acids. Lineage: Eukaryota; Metazoa; Chordata; Mammalia; Rodentia; Sciuridae. The transcript has 6 exons.